AUGGCUUAUAACUCAAGAAAUAGUAGUAGUAAUAGCCAAGGGGGCGGAGGUAUGAUUAUUGGUAACAAUAAUAACAAUGGUGUGAUAAAUAGACAUUCAUCAGAAUCAACACCAUUAAUAAAUAAUGAAACGUACGAAGUAGAAAAGAAAUAUGCACCAAUACCAUCAUUUUGGAAUACAGUAAAGGCGUUUGCUGGUGCUGGUUCCUUUGCAUUACCUGGUGCAAUGACACAUGCAGGUUUAUGGAUUGGAUCAAUUGGUUUAGUAUUAAUUUCAAUAUUAUCAAAUUAUACAAUGAAUAUAUUAUUAAAAUGUUCGAUUCAAAUGACUCAAGAUAGAAUUGGGCCAGAGAAACCAAGCUAUGCAGAUAUUGCACAAAGAGCAUUUGGAAGAGUUGGUGAAUUAUUUGUAUGUUUUAUGAACUUUUUAGUUACAAUGAGUAUUUGUGUUUCAUAUCUCAUUUUAAUUGGUCAAAAUAUUGAUUAUUUUACAAAAAUUGGUUACAUUCCAAUGAUUUGGAUUGUUUUACCUUUUAUUUUAUUAUUAACAUUUUUAACUGAUAUGAAAUAUUUAGGAUUUACAUCAAUUUUUGGAGCAUUGUCAUUAAUUUUAGCAAUGUUUACAAUUGUAAUUUAUGGUAUAAAGGAUAACCAUGUUCAUCCACUUUCAGAUUAUACAUUUGAUUUCAAGCAAAUACCAUUAUGGUUUGGAAAUGCAGCAUUCUUCUUUUGCAAUCAUAUCGUUGUAAUUCCAGUUAGUCAUGCAAGUGGUGAUAAUAAGAGAUAUCCAAAUGUAUUGAAUUUUGCUAUGAUUUUCAUUACAGUGAUUAAUGUUGCAUUUGCAGUGUUAUGUUACCUUUAUUAUAAUUUCAUUUCUGGUGGUAUUCCAUCUGCAAUCGUCGAUGUAUUACCAAACGGAAUUUUCGCAAAUAUUGUAAAGGUUUGCGUCGUGUUGGAAUUGUCAUGUUCAUUCCCAUUGAUUUUCGCAGCUGGUUUAAAUGUUGUAGAUUCAUCAAUUCAAAUUUUCCAUCAUCAUUUCAAUGCAUUCCCAGAAUUGGAUGGUUCUUCUGUGAAAACUCCAUUCUUUUCAAGAAAUUGGAAAUUUUAUUUAAUCCGUAUCGUCUUUUGUAGUAUGUUGGCUGGUAUCGCUUCUGCCGUUACAAACUUUGGUAAUUACACUUCACUCAUUGGUUCUUUAAUGUUGGCUGUCGCUGGUUUCGUUGUACCACCAUUACUCUCUUUAAGAUUUUUCCCUCAACAAGCUAUUCCUUGGAAAGUUUUCCAUAUCACUAUUACUAUCUUUGGUAUUAUGGCAACUAUCUUGGGUACUUAUUUAUCAAUUAAAGCUUUUGUAGAUCCAUCAAAUUAA
Messenger RNA from Dictyostelium discoideum AX4, 1368 nucleotides. RefSeq lists its product as hypothetical. Lineage: Eukaryota; Evosea; Eumycetozoa; Dictyosteliales; Dictyosteliaceae. The transcript is spliced from 3 exons. The coding region runs from base 1 to 1368 and encodes 455 amino acids. The record is from RefSeq and is a predicted model, not a curated record. Gene Ontology annotation, cellular component: membrane. Gene Ontology annotation, biological process: L-alpha-amino acid transmembrane transport.